AUGUCUCGGCAGCGCCGGACGGCACCGCGGGGCUCUGAGAGCGGCGGGACAGGGACAGGGACCGGGCCGGAGCGCGGGGGCCGCCACCACAGCAGUGCGAAGAAGAGCAAUACCCAACGAGAGUGGCGGUGGACGUGGCUGAAAGCAGUGUUCUCAGUGUUCGUCCUUUCUUCUCUUGCCGUCGGUGGCCUCUUGAGCUGGAGCUGCCUGAGUGCUGAGGAUGGGGUCACGGAGGUGCUGGCUCAUCACAGUGAGAACCUGCAGGAUAAGUUCAUUGAGAUCCCCUGCUCUGAGGACUACGACAACCAGAAAAGAUUUGAAGGCUGCACUCCUAGGAAGUGUGGAAGAGGUGUGACUGAUGCAGUAAUCACAAAGGAAGAAGCUGAAAGGAUCCGUAGAAUAGCAGAGAGGGGACUGUCCUUGGGAGGAUCUAAUGGAGGGGCAUCAAUUUUGGACUUGCACUCUGGAGCUCUUUCACUCGGGAAGCAUUUUGUUAAUCUGUACAGGUACUUUGGGGACAAAAUUCAAGACAUCUUCACAGAAGAGGAUUUUGCAUUAUAUCGUGAUGUGAGACAGAGAAUUCAACAGAAGAUUGCUCAGGCAUUUGGGAUCAACUCUGCAUCCAUGUACCUGACUGAGCCAACAUUCUUCUCAAGAAUAAACAACACAGAAGCCAAGACAACACAUGAUGAAUACUGGCACCCACAUGUUGACAAGGUCACUUAUGGCUCUUUUGACUAUACUUCACUGCUCUACCUCUCAGACUACAGCAAAGACUUUGGUGGUGGCCGUUUUGUCUUCAUGGACGCAGGUUCCAACAGGACGAUAGAGCCCCGAGCAGGCCGAGUUUCCUUUUUCACCUCUGGGUCGGAGAACCUUCAUCGGGUGGAAAAGGUUCACUGGGGCACUCGCUAUGCCAUCACCAUCUCCUUCACCUGCAACCCAGACCGUGGCAUUGGGGAUCCAGUCUUGGUGUAAUUCCUCUGGGGAUGGAACAUGAGGUCAAAUGG
Messenger RNA from Indicator indicator, 1010 nucleotides. RefSeq names its product 2-oxoglutarate and iron dependent oxygenase domain containing 3 (gene OGFOD3). The record is from RefSeq and is a predicted model, not a curated record. Lineage: Eukaryota; Metazoa; Chordata; Aves; Piciformes; Indicatoridae. Gene Ontology annotation, molecular function: oxidoreductase activity, acting on paired donors, with incorporation or reduction of molecular oxygen; iron ion binding; L-ascorbic acid binding. Gene Ontology annotation, cellular component: membrane. The transcript is spliced from 9 exons. Bases 1 to 978 code for a protein of 325 amino acids.